AUGAAGGAUCUGAUCCAAGAACAUUACAAAACAGCUUUCCAAUGCACCGUCGAAGACCAUUUGAAAUUAAUUCAUAAAGAUGAUAUAGCUUAUCAAGAAGUUAUACACAAGUAUUGUUGGCAAUCACUUUGUCAAGAAAAGAAAAUGAAACCGGAAGAUAUCGAUAAAGAAGUAAAAGCUUUACAAGACAUCGAUCUAAAAAAAGAUAAAGAAGGAUUUAAAAAGAAACUCAAAGAGUUAUUGGAUAAAAACUGCGAACCGGACCUUAAAGAAAUAUUCAACAAGUACAAAAAAGACAAACACAGAAUUUCAGACGCAGUAGACGAUGCCUUCGAUGGAGACGAAAAAUCAGCAUUCAAUGUCUUAGUCAGAUACAUCGAGAACACUUGUAUGUUCUACGCUGAUGAAUUAUACCAUGCUGUUAGUGGACCUGGAGCUGAUAUCGAUAAAAUCAACAGAAUAGUCCUAACUAGAUAUGAACGUGAUAUGCUUUGCAUUUUCAAUGAAUACAAAAGUAAACGAGGCGAAACAUUCACCGAGCGUCUCGAUGUAAGAAUUCUAAAAAACUUAAUUUCAUAAUUUGAAGUG
Molecule: messenger RNA, 588 nt
Organism: Planococcus citri (citrus mealybug)
Lineage: Eukaryota; Metazoa; Arthropoda; Insecta; Hemiptera; Pseudococcidae
Product: annexin A13-like
Exons: 5
Coding region: 1-579 (192 amino acids)
Cellular component (GO): cytoplasm
Molecular function (GO): calcium ion binding; calcium-dependent phospholipid binding
Source: RefSeq, a predicted model, not a curated record